This is a messenger RNA of Triticum aestivum (bread wheat), 1208 nucleotides long. Its product is annotated as auxin-responsive protein SAUR36. NCBI's taxonomy places the organism in Eukaryota, Viridiplantae, Streptophyta, Magnoliopsida, Poales, Poaceae. Gene Ontology annotation, biological process: response to auxin. The transcript has a single exon. The record is from RefSeq and is a predicted model, not a curated record. The coding region runs from base 513 to 974 and encodes 153 amino acids.
AUGGUUGGUGCGCUGCUGCAGUUUUGGAGGUGCCGUGAUGUGAUCUAGAUCAGGUCUCCCUGGGGCCAAGUGUUUGCCACUUGCCAGAGCUUGCGAUGGACGUCUCGCCUGGACAUCCAUGCUGAUCGGUUUGCUAGAGAAAUGGCACGAGCACGAGGACCCCAUGGGGCUCUCUAGCCACAAACAUAUUUCAGACAUGGAUGGUGGCAUGGCGCUUGGAAAUCUAAUCAAAGUCAUUCAUCACAUUUUCUACAGCUACUUCCACCAACAUUGCACACAGAGCACUUGUAGCAUUGUCCCCUGCCCAACGCUCCCGCUGAUAGUUACACACAACCUACACGCAUAUGCACUGCCCCGAGCCCUCCCUUCGUUGUUCAUUCUACUAUAAAUCCAUGGCCUACUGAACACAGACUUCAUCUCAUCUGCAAGCAACAUCACAGUCUACAACACACCUUCAGACUUUCAGAGCCAAAGUGAAAUUUAGCCAGCCAGGAACACAUCAGACUAAAACCAUGAUCCAUCCAAAGAAGCUUGCUCAGCUGGCCAAGAAGUGCCAGCGGAUGUUGGCGGCCAGAACCAGUGCCCGCCGUCGGCAUGCCUCAGACACAGCCGCUGACGAGUGCUGCAGCACAGUAUCAUCUGUGGUUGCUGAUGAGGGCCAUUGUGUGGUGUACACUGCCGACGGAACCCGGUUCGAGGUCCCUCUGGCGUACCUCAGGACGACGGUCUUCUCUGAGCUCCUGAGGAUGUCCGAGGAGGAGUUUGGCUUCGCGAAUGGCAGUGACGGAGGCAGGAUCAUGCUGCCCUGCGAUGCCGCUGUGAUGGAGUAUGUCUUGUGCCUGGUCAGGAGAGAGGCCUCUGAGGAGGUGGAGAAGGCUUUCUUGGGCUCUAUUGCUGGGCACUGCCACAGCUACAAUGCUAGCUGCAUGGCUCCAUCAAUGGGAAUCAGCCAUCAAUUUGCCCUUUGUACUUAGCUACUAGCUUAGCUUCUGAAAUAGUGUGUUGGUUAGGACUGAGAAAUGCUUUAUAUAGUUCUAUGUAAGAUCGAUUAUCACCGGAAAUGAUACAAAAGUUUCUCGACUUUCUGGGAGAAAUUUGAUUAUUUGACACAUCCUUUAACAUUCUGCUCAAAGUUCGUGAGGGUGAAUUGUGGGUGCAGCUGCUAAAAGCAGGGGAUGUGAAUGAUGGAACUCGGCAACAAUGCCGGC